GGUAGGGUGCUGGGGGAGCCAGGCCACAGACACCCCUUUGGAGCUGGCUUUGGAGAAAAAAUUCUCCUGCGCUUCAGUGACGAGGGGUGGGCGGAAGGCCCGCCCGGAUUCCUGAGACACUCCCUGCAGAGAGGCUACGCCCAGCCCGGGACUCUCCAGGGGUGAGGACGCUUUAUAAACCGGCAGCCAAGAAGAGAGCCCCCCCAGAUCCCAAGAAGAACACCGUGCCCCUGGCCCAGAGGGGAAAGAGCCAAGCUAAUCCAGCAGCGGAGAGGUGAGUCACUCCCCCAGGACAUCUCUCCUCCGGCUCAAGAUGUGGCCACUCUUUCUGCUGCUAGUGUGGUCGGUCCUCCCUUCCGCUCAGCCGGCCUGCUCCCGUGGGGCCUGCUACCCUCCCGCCGGAGAUCUGCUCAUUGGAAGGACACAGUUCCUCAGGGCCUCUUCCACCUGUGGCCUGCUCAAGCCGGAGACCUACUGCACCCCGUACGGGGAGUGGAAGAUAAAAUGCUGCAAGUGUGACUCCCGCCUGCCUCACACCUACAACAGCCACCGUGUGGAGAACAUAGCUGCCUCCAAGGGCCACAUGCGCUGGUGGCAGUCCCAGAAUGAUGUGAAUCUCGUCUCUCUCCAGCUGGAUCUGGACAAGAAGUUCCAACUGCAGGACAUAAUACUGGACUUGAUGGAUCCACUGCCAGCCAGCAUGCUGAUCGAACGCUCCACGGAUUUCGGGAAGACAUGGAGAGUGUACCAGUACCUUGCUCUGGACUGUGCCAGGAUCUUCCCCCACCUCCAUCGGGGCCAGCCUCAGAAUUGGCAGGAUAUCCGCUGCCAGGAGUUGGCCCUGCAGCCUGGCAGGCACCCCCAAUCAGGAAAGGUCCAACUGAACAUCCUGGACUUGGCUUCCGAAAUCCCCGCUUCUCGGAGCCAGAAAAUCCAUGAGCUAGGGGCAGUCACCAACCUGCGAAUCAACUUCACCGGCUUUGGCCCCCAGCCCCAAAGGGGCCACCACCCACCCAGCACCUUCUAUGCCGUCUCCCAGCUGCGGCUACACGGGAGCUGUCUCUGCCAUGGCCAUGCUGACCACUGUGUCCCUGAUGGUGGGAGCCCAGCUGACCCCUCCAUGGUGGUGCAGGUCCAGGAUGUCUGUGUCUGCCAGCACUAUACCACAGGCCCCAACUGUGAGCUCUGCGAAGCCUUCUACAAUGACCGGCCAUGGAGCCCCGCCGACGACCAGAACCCCCAAGAGUGCCAGAGGUGCAACUGCAAUGGUCACUCUGAGACGUGCCACUUCGACCCAUCUGUGUUUGCGGCCAGCGGUGGAGUCAGCGGAGGUGUCUGCGACCACUGCCGGGACCACACGGAAGGGAGAAACUGUGACAGGUGCCAGCUGCACUACUUCCGGAACCGUCGCCCAGGAGCCUCCAUUCAGGAAUUCUGUAUCCCCUGUGAGUGUGAUCCGGAUGGCGCGGUGCCGGGCGUCCCCUGUGACCCACUCAGCGGUCAGUGUGUGUGCAAGGAGAAUGUCCACGGCAACCGCUGCGACCUGUGUAAGCCAGGCUUCACCAGGCUCACCGUCGCCAACCCGCAAGGCUGCAGCCGCUGUGACUGCAAUAACUUGGGGUCCCGGCAGGACAUGCCUUGUGAUGAAGAGAGUGGGAGAUGCCUGUGCCUGCCCAAUGUGAUGGGACCCAAAUGUGACCAGUGUGUCCCAGGCUACUGGGGAAUCACCAGGGGCCAGGGCUGUGAGCCAUGCAGAUGUGACCCCCGCACCUCCCUCAGCCCCCAUUGUAACCAGUUGACAGGCCAGUGUCCAUGCCGGGAAGACUAUGAGGGCUUGACCUGUUCAGCCGCCGCAAUCCGCACGUGUCCAGACAGAGAAUAUGGCCUUGUUGGGUCAGGAUGCCGAGCUUGCGACUGUGACUUCCGGGGGACGGAAGCUCCAGGCUGUGACAAGGUCACGGGUCAGUGCCUCUGCCGCCCAGGCCUCUCCGGUCCCCGCUGUGACCAGUGCCAGCGCGGCUCCUGUGGCCAUUUCCCUUUCUGCCCGGCCUGCCAUCCCUGCUUCCAGAACUACGAUGAAGCCCUCCGGCAGCAGGCCCAUCACCUCACCAACCUGCGCAAUGUCACCUCCGGGGGCCGGCCGGGGGCCGGGGGGACCGGAACCCCUUGGCUGGAUGCCCGGAUCAUGGAAGCAGAAGGCACCAUCCGUCAGAUCCAGGCCAUCCUCAGCCGCCACUUAGUCACAGAAGAGGAGCUGGCCCAAGCAGCCAAUGCAAUUUCUUCCACCAGGAGGAUCUUACUGAGCCUGAGACCUGAUUUGCCCUUUGAGGAGGAGAGUGUGUCCCUGUCAGGGCACCUGGAGGGCCUGAAUCAGGAAUUUGAGGUCCUCUCCCACCUGUACCAGAGCAAGAAGAAACAGUUUGAGCAAGGGAGCAGCCUGGAUCCUUCAGAUUCUUUCAAGAUCAUCAACUCGGCCUAUCAGAGGUGGACUGAGGCCAACCGGCGGGUAACUGGCAGCUCUCACCAGCUGCAACAGGCCCAGGAGAUUCGGAGAGAGUCGGAAUGGAUGGAGGGGAAGCUGCCCGGUGGUGGUGGCAUUGGAGACUCAAGCUUGGAGGCCCUGAAGCAAGAGAUGGGUUCCCUCCCCAACCUUACACCCCCCAGCAACAAGAUCUGUGGGGGCAGCCGGCUGGAACGCUGCCUUCCGGGAGACUGCGGGGGGACCCUGUGCCCCCGGGUCAGUGGCACGACCUGUGGCCCCAACUGCAAGGGUGCCCUCCCACUGGCGGGCAGUGCCAGCUGGACAGCCCAGAAGACUGCUGGACAGCUCAGGAAAUUCGAAGCUCAGCUCCAUAAAACCACACAACUGAUCCAGGCUGCUGAGGACAACACCACCCAGAUCCGGAGCAACGCCAAGCAUUUGGAGGCACAGGUGAGCAGUGCCCGUUCACAGAUGGAGGAGGACAUCCGCCGCAUCAGCCAAUUCAUCCAGCAAGUCCGGAACUUCCUCAUGGAGGACAGCACCGAUGCAGCCACCAUCCAAGAGAUCAGCAACGAGGUCCUCUCCCUCUGGCUGCCCACUGACACUGAAACUGUCCUGCGCAAGAUGAAAGAAAUCCAAGAUAUCGCUGCCCGUCUGCCCAACGUGGACCUGGUGCUGGCCCAGACCAAGCAGGAUGUCGCCCGGGCCAGGAAGCUGCAGGAAGAGGCAGAGCAGGCCAGGAAUCGUGCCAAUGCUAUGGAGGGCCGAGUGGAGGAUGUGAUGGAGAACCUGCGCCAGGGCAGCUCUGCCCUCCAGGAGGCAGAAGAUACCAUGAGUGGCACCAGCUAUUCCCUGAAUCUGCUCGGGGACCGGAUCUCUGAGGUCAGGCAAGUGUUCGAUCAGACUGAUAGGGCGGUGGCGACCAUGAUGGGGCAGCUGAGUGACUUACGGCAGAGGAUUGAGAGACUGCGGACCCUGGCCACCCAGCAGCGGACGCAGGCAGCUGAAGCCCAGCAGAAGGCAGAUGGGGUCAGCGGGAGUACAGCGCUUGCCGAGAAGGAAUUGGCUUCGCUGAAGCAGUACUAUGCCAAGCUGAAGAACAAACUGGAGAAGGGCCCUGUACCAGGGAAGCUGGGGACCAGAAUUACGCAUGUGAAGAUGGAGGCGGAAGAGCUAUUGAAGGAAACCAUGUGGAUUUGGAACAGGAUGGAAGAUAUUGAGGGUGAGCUGAGGAAUGGAAACGAAGCCAUCCAUCGCCGCUCCAUGGAGCUGGUGGGACUGGAGCAGCACUUGGAGACAAUCCGAGACCAAAUCAGCAAACGCGUGCUCUUCUAUGCCUCCUGCAAAUAAACCCCAUCCCAUCUU
Tachyglossus aculeatus (Australian echidna) is the source of this 3847-nucleotide messenger RNA. RefSeq names its product laminin subunit beta 3 (gene LAMB3). The transcript is spliced from 24 exons. NCBI's taxonomy places the organism in Eukaryota, Metazoa, Chordata, Mammalia, Monotremata, Tachyglossidae. Bases 314 to 3832 code for a protein of 1172 amino acids. The record is from RefSeq and is a predicted model, not a curated record.